This is a messenger RNA of Helianthus annuus (common sunflower), 1128 nucleotides long. RefSeq names its product protein SCO1 homolog 1, mitochondrial. Gene Ontology annotation, biological process: mitochondrial respiratory chain complex IV assembly; intracellular copper ion homeostasis. Lineage: Eukaryota; Viridiplantae; Streptophyta; Magnoliopsida; Asterales; Asteraceae. Gene Ontology annotation, molecular function: copper chaperone activity; copper ion binding. Gene Ontology annotation, cellular component: mitochondrial inner membrane. The transcript has 7 exons. The record is from RefSeq and is a predicted model, not a curated record. Bases 44 to 973 code for a protein of 309 amino acids.
GCUCAGGUACACCUUCGAAAUACCACCACCACCGUCACCAGUGAUGGCCGCCGUCGCAGUAUUAUCAAAAAGCACUCAUCUCCGUCGCGCAUACCGCCUCUUCUCCACCUACACGGCGUCUCGUCUAGUAACACCACACUCCAAUAAAAUCCCCAAACCACCUCUCAACCCUCAACCGGAUUUACGAUCAUUUACAAAUCUCCCUAGGUUUUUAUCUACUAACACCAAUGCGGCUCAAGCAUCCAACGAAACGGUCUCGGAUGCUCAGGGGAAACAGUCCGGUGAUUCCAAUCAGAGUUCAGAUCAAGGAAAACCUGUUAGAGGCGGGCCUAUUUCUUGGUUGAGCUUUCUUUUGUUGAUUGCGACUGGAGCAGGGGUUAUCUUCUACUAUGAUCAGGAAAAGAAGCGGCAUAUUGAAGAUAUAAAUGCUUCUUCAAGCGCAGUAAAGCAAGGACCUUCUGCCGGUAAAGCAGCCAUUGGGGGUCCAUUCAACCUUGUUGAUCAUAAUGGGAGAUCUGUUACUGAAAAAGACUUCAAGGGGAAAUGGACCUUGAUAUAUUUUGGCUUUACUCACUGCCCGGAUAUCUGCCCAGAUGAGCUACAAAAGCUUGCUGCUGCAAUCGACAAAAUAAAGGGGAAGGCAGGUUUACAGAUAGUACCGGUUUUUAUCUCGGUGGAUCCUGAGAGGGACACGGUAGAGCAAGUUCAUGAUUAUGUCAAAGAGUUCCACCCGAAGUUGAUUGGACUAACUGGUGAUCCAGAUGAGAUAAAAAAGGCUGCUCGUGCUUAUCGAGUUUACUAUAUGAAAACCGAGGAGGAAGGCUCGGAUUACCUCGUUGAUCACUCGAUAAUUAUGUACUUGAUGGAUCCGAACAUGGAGUUUGUAAAAUUUUUCGGGAAGAAUAAUGACGUUGAUGCUCUUACGGAAGGGAUCCUUAAUGAAAUCAAACAGUACAAAAAAGCUAAGGCUUAAUCUUGUUGGUGUUACCCUUUUGAUGUGUUCUUUUUGUUUUGCAUUUUCCAUAUGGUGAGGAGGUAUGGUUUAAGUACUUUGAUAUUUUAUCAUACAAAGGAUUACAUUUAUUAUUAAUAUUAGUUGGAAUGAAUGAGUUAUGUAAUUUCAUUUUA